This is a messenger RNA of Rubroshorea leprosula, 971 nucleotides long. Lineage: Eukaryota; Viridiplantae; Streptophyta; Magnoliopsida; Malvales; Dipterocarpaceae. The record is from the annotation of a GenBank genome assembly.
AUUUAUUUCAUUUCAUUCUCUUUUACCUCUUCACUUUUCUUUUCUUCACCCAAAAUGAAGCACUCUCCCUCUUCUUCUUCUCUUAACAUAGGACAGUGCCAUUCGCAGUCCUCAUCAUCCACCAUGAGAGUCACCGGAUGCCACCACCAUGACAAUCUCACCAGGAGAAGCCUGAAAUCGCGUGUGGUACGGCCAUAUGUCCGGUCAAAGGUGCCUCGGUUGAGAUGGACGCCUGAUCUUCACCACUGCUUUGUGCAUGCAGUUGAAUGCUUAGGUGGAGAAGACAGAGCUACACCAAAGAUGGUAUUACAGAUAAUGGAUGUGAAGGGCCUUACCAUUUCUCACAUAAAGAGUCACCUUCAGAUGUACAGGAGCAUGAAGCAUGAGCAGAUGCUGAAAGAUGCCGUUGUGGCUGAAGCAAGGAGAAAUCAGCUUGCAGCUAAUGUGGGAUUUACCAAAUCUGUGCAAAAUCAAGCCUUUCGAAUGGAAGGAAUGAAUGCACGUAGAAUCAUUCGAGCUCAAAUAUGGAAAGAAAUGCAAGUGCAGAAUGGAGACAGGAGGAUGAGUGAGGCCGAGACAUUAUCAUUUGCAGAAAUAACGAGUAAAGCAUCGGAGCAGAGACCAAAAUCUUACAUCAUCUUCAAGGAACUACUCAAAAGCUGCAACAUCCGGGAGGAGGAUGAGGCUGUGAAAUUGGGAAUGCAGAAAAAUCAAAGAUUGGCUGACUUAGUUGAUGAUUUAACGUCUCCACCACUGAACUCAAAUGCUUCACUGGCAACGCUGAAGUUGGGCAAAGAGCAGGCCCUGGAUGUUAAUGAUGUGUCUCUCAAGCUAACUCUUGCUUAGUUUUGUGUAUAUAUUUGCAAGAAAAGACAUCAACUUGUAUAUGGAAUAUAAAAAGUUUCUCAAGUCCUUUUCUAUAUAUAUCCAAUCAAUCAUCUUCGCAUAGAAAAUAAAAUUUGAACCAACUU